Messenger RNA from Trichophyton benhamiae CBS 112371, 264 nucleotides. RefSeq lists its product as uncharacterized. The coding region runs from base 1 to 264 and encodes 87 amino acids. The transcript has 2 exons. Lineage: Eukaryota; Fungi; Ascomycota; Eurotiomycetes; Onygenales; Arthrodermataceae. The record is from RefSeq and is a predicted model, not a curated record.
AUGAUCAACAUAUUUGAGGUCUUUCUCCCACAGUUACUUCGAUACCCCAACCCAUCAGAUCCAUUGAACGGUGAUGCUGCUGCCGUUCUUUUGCGUGAUCCCAAGAAAUAUGACGCCAAAGUUAGGGAAUACGUCACCAAGUAUGCCAGCAAAGAUGCUGCGGAUGAUGGCGGAGAAGACACAGAGGAUGACGGCGAGAUGAGCUCGGUGGGCAGCUACGAGUCUGGCGGUGAAGAGCCCGCUGGUGAGAUGGACGAUGUCUGA